This is a messenger RNA of Ilex paraguariensis (yerba mate), 1409 nucleotides long. The record is from the annotation of a GenBank genome assembly. Lineage: Eukaryota; Viridiplantae; Streptophyta; Magnoliopsida; Aquifoliales; Aquifoliaceae.
UUAAGCCAGGGGAGGGCAUUUUGGGAACCUGAAAAGGUAUUCAGUUGGUCAUCUCCGCAAAGCACGCACAGCGGAGAAGACCGAAGACACCAUUUCUCGGCAGUCAUAACGCGUACAAACACCGCCAACGCAACAGUGACCACCACAUGUCUGCCACUCCAUUACCACCAUCUCUUCCCUCUUCUUCCACCGGUGCUACGAACAAAACCCUAAAUUCCUCUUCACUCCUCCCGAAACUCCCAGACAUUCAAAUUCAACAAUCUCUGAGACACAAGACUUCAAUUCGAUGCGAGCUCAGGAGCUUCGAGAGUUCUCCUAAGUGGACCGUUGAUUGCGUCUCGGGAAGCGAUCCGAUUCACAUUAUCCUCACUCCUCCACCUACUCCGUUCUCUAUGGUCUCCUCUGUGGCGUUGGAUUCAAAUGUGAGGAGUUCUAAGAGGGUUUGCCUCUUUUACUGUGCAGAAAUGAAGGAUCUCGCUGAGAGGAUUGCUGCUGAAUCUGACGCCAUUGAACUUCGCAGCAUUACUUGGAGGACAUUUGAAGAUGGAUUCCCCAAUUUAUUCAUCUCUAAUGCUCAUGGGAUUCGUGGACAGCAUGUUGCUUUUCUUGCUUCAUUUAGUUCUCCAGGAGUAAUUUUUGAGCAACUCUCAGUUAUAUAUGCACUGCCAAAGCUUUUUGUCUCCUCGUUCACACUCGUCCUUCCUUUUUUCCCCACGGGCACCUCUGAGCGCAUGGAGGAGGAAGGAGAUGUUGCGACAGCUUUCACCCUUGCUAGGAUCUUGUCAAACACUCCAAUUUCAAUGGGGGGACCCACUAGUCUAGUGAUUUUUGAUAUCCAUGCCUUGCAGGAAAGAUUCUACUUUGGUGAUAAUGUUUUACCUUGCUUCGAGAGUGGGAUACCUUUGCUUAAGAAUAGGCUUCAACAACUCCCUGAUUCUGAUAACGUAAGAUUUUUUUUGAUCAAAUUUAGUUUGAGAAACUGUGUUUGUGUUCGGAAUUUAAUUCCAGAAUGUAGACCUUUUGAUCUGCAUUCUUGUUUCUUUUAAAUCAGCUAGUUGAUGUAGUUUAGUAAUGCUGGUCCUAAUUUGAAUCAAUGCCUCCUUUUAACACAACUUAGUUGAACUUUAAAGACAUUUUCCCUCUGCAACUUGGCAUGUUAUGAUACUGGCUGAUAAAGGCCUUUACCCUGCCAAUAUGGGAUGUUGGGAAGGGUAACUUACAUUGGUCUAUUUUGCAUAAAAUGGCUACCGUCAGAGUCAGGUCUGCAUUACCAAUCUAUGGCUGCCAGCAUACAUGUUUUCCAUGCAAGCUGGCAAUAAAGGUGCCAGCAGAUUAAAAAGUCAUUUCCCAUUGUUGGUCACACCAGUGUAGGGUUGGGUUAUUUUUUUUCUUUUUUUUUUUUGUUGGGU